UAUGAUUUCCCCAGAAAAGAAAAUAGACAUUUUGGGGGAAGCUAGCUGGCUAUGAUUAAGAGCUACCCUCCUGCAGCGAAUAAAAGCUUCACUAUCUCCUGUUUUCUGAACAUUUAGAUGUGCUUUUCAACCGACACGUUGCCAAGUGGUUUAAAGUUAAAAUAAAUACGUAUUUUUACGGCUGUCAACUUGCAGUCGCGUUAGCUACGUUGUUGCUAAGCUAGCUUCCAGUUUUGUUUCCAAGUAACCUGACCAGCGAGGUCUGCUGUGAUGGCUGACUUCAGCAGCAGCAUCAUCAUGACGUCUUCUGAACCCCCAGCGGUUGGAGGUGGGCCUGCAGGAAAAACAGCGUCAGGAAAUGGAAACUGGGACGGAGCAGUCGCAGGCGGGAUGGACCAGAUAACAGUGGUGAGAAUAGACGACACACACAUUGCGGAGGAACAGUGUCAAGACGGGGGGGAGGUAAAAGACGCCGCGCAUUGCUACGAGGUGGAGUACUCGAUGCCUGCGGCGGAGGAAGAAGAAGAAGACAGCGUCUACGUCAUCGAGUAUUCAAAUCCCGAAGAGGAAGGAGAGAGCUACCAGUUCACGAUGUCUGUGGACAAAUCGCUGCCGGCCAAAAAGCCGAUAAUUACACAUCCCGCGGCGAGAGAGAGCGCCGGAGCUCCUCCGCCCGUGCUGUCCAAACCGUCCGUGGCGCCGAGGCCAAGACCCGGCGCGGGGCGGAAGAGGAAGCUGAUGGCGGAGGAGGGAAAAGAGGAGGAAGAGGUUCUGAGCAACAAGAGCGUGCUGGAGCUCGGGGAGCACUACAGCGACGUGAUGGGGGCGAACUCGGCCGUGGGUCCGAGUCAGCUGGUGUGCACGCUGUGCCCGCCGCCCGGCAAGUUCUUCAAGAGAGGCUCGGGUUUGGCCGUGCACCUGAAGCACAUGCACAACCUGGACACCAACAAGAAGUUCUUCUGCGCGCCGUGCCAGCGCUCGGUUCGCACUCAGAUCGAACUGGACCGGCACACGAAACGCCACGCCAACAAGGCCGCCGUGUUCACCUGCCACCUCUGCCCGGUGGAGGCGGGGAAGAGGGGGUACAGGGGCUCGCGGUGCGGUCUGAAGAGUCACCUGGAGACGGAGCACCCGGGCGUCAUCCCUCGCUGCCACAUCUGCAACAAAGGCUUCCAGUCGAUCGUCACCUACCUGGCCGAUCAGUUCAGGCACGUGGGCGUGUCGCCCCACCACUGCGCCAAGUGUCAGAUCUACGAAAUGACGUCGAGGGGUCUGCUUAUUCACAUCAAGAACCACGACAAGAAGAAGAAGAAGCAGCAGCAGGAGGAGGAAGAGUCCGGUGAAAACCACCAGUCUCACCGAGUCUCCGCCAACGGCGAUAACUCUGCCACAGACGACUCUGACUUCUGACACGUUUUUUUUGUUUAAGUUCGGUCUGUUUUUAGACUAAAUCAUGACUAAAUCGCCUCUUUGUCGGACGUGUCUGGCUUUUAUGCAUCUUUGACGGUUGUGAUCUGAACUGUAGAAACAAUUAUUUGGUAUUUUUUAUCUCAAAAUCUGCCUCAAGUUGUGCGUAACUUGUGCAGUUUGGUGAAGUCUUGGACCUUGAGCAUCGUCACUGUGGAGGAAACCCAGUUUGGUAACGGUGGUGUCCACGGAGAUCGAAGGAAAGCUUUGCGUAAAAAGCAUUAGGCUAGUUUUGACAUUUUGGGACGUCAGCUAAUCCUCGUCCUUGCUGAGAGUCCGAUGAAAGGACCAACUCUCAGAUACUUUAAUUAUUUUUUUACUUGCUCUGGAGGGAAUUGUUGUUGGGUCUCUGCAAAUCAUAGAGUGUGGUCUAGACCCCCACUUUUCUAUCUAGAAAGUGUCCUGCGAUGAUUUGACACUACAUGAAAUUGAAAUUGUCUUGUUGAUAAAGUCAGAAAAUAACUGAAAAAAUCCUGUUACAGUGACGUAUUGUAAAUGUUCGGUUUGACCAACAGUUCAAAACUCAAAUAAAAGUUUAUAAUCAUUUUUAACCAAGACUAACUUCAGAGGAGCUGAAACCAGAUGGUGUUUUUGGUUUAAAAAAUAUCUAAAAAACAUUUUAAUUGCCAAUGUAAAUAAUGGUGCGUU
This is a messenger RNA of Perca flavescens (yellow perch), 2115 nucleotides long. RefSeq names its product zinc finger protein 205-like. Gene Ontology annotation, biological process: regulation of transcription by RNA polymerase II. The transcript is spliced from 2 exons. The coding region runs from base 271 to 1410 and encodes 379 amino acids. Lineage: Eukaryota; Metazoa; Chordata; Actinopteri; Perciformes; Percidae. The record is from RefSeq and is a predicted model, not a curated record. Gene Ontology annotation, cellular component: nucleus. Gene Ontology annotation, molecular function: DNA-binding transcription factor activity, RNA polymerase II-specific; RNA polymerase II transcription regulatory region sequence-specific DNA binding.